This is a messenger RNA of Gavialis gangeticus (Gharial), 6877 nucleotides long. It is a transcript of the gene GRAMD2A, whose product is annotated as GRAM domain containing 2. Gene Ontology annotation, biological process: regulation of store-operated calcium entry. The coding region runs from base 4491 to 5414 and encodes 307 amino acids. Gene Ontology annotation, cellular component: endoplasmic reticulum membrane; organelle membrane contact site; extrinsic component of cytoplasmic side of plasma membrane. The record is from RefSeq and is a predicted model, not a curated record. The transcript is spliced from 10 exons. NCBI's taxonomy places the organism in Eukaryota, Metazoa, Chordata, Crocodylia, Gavialidae. Gene Ontology annotation, molecular function: phosphatidylinositol-4,5-bisphosphate binding.
GAAAGGUUAGCAAAACACCCAAGCAAGAGCCUGGGCUAGUGCUGCAGUGAAGACAUGCCCCGCGUUGUUGCCAGCGUCGGGCCCAGGAUAGUGAAAUGUUCUGAUUGCUUUUCCUUUUGAACUUGGCCCUUGUGACGCACAUGCUCGAGGGCUGGGUUCUUUCAACCAGCUCCCUGGAAACUUCCCCCCCCCCUGGCCCGGCCCGAGUUGGCAGGAUGUAGUUUAUUUUGAGCCUGUUAGAGCCAUUGAGUCUGAACUCAGCCAUUUCCCCUUGCCAGGAACUGUCUUGCACAGUUAAACUGUGUGAUGUUAGUACUGAUGAAAGGGACUUCACACUCAUCUCCAGGGCAGGUGGCGGCCUGUCGGAAGUGAAGCUGGCCGUUAGAAGGUGUCUAGCCGUUGCUGCGCUGGCUCCAGUAAGAGGAGUGGGGUGGGCAAACAGUGUCCUGUUUUCUGAUGGGGCUUGACUAAGACUCGGCUGCCUGCAACCCCAGGGGCUGGACUUGAAGACCCAGGAGGUUCCUUCCAGUUUGGCGUUCCUAGAGCCAGUUGCCUCGCGUUCCUCCAGCCAUCCCCCUUUGCCCCAGCUUACUGGGACCCUGUUGAGGGGCAAAUGAGGUAUUCAGUCUGCUGGUUUCUUUCUCUCUCUCUCUCCAAGCAGCCAAUUCCUGCCAGUUGUGACGUGGGCAGCUGCUGAGUAGGAAGCAUCCAGAAGCACUGCUGACACUCCCUUGCUUCAUGUGUGCCAAAAAGUGUUUGCAUUCACUUACACAUUCCCACUGUCUGUGACUUUUUUUUUUUCUUCCUGUCCCUGUCUCUUGAGUGAACAGCACCAAGUAAUCUCAACUGACUGCCUUUCAGAGAGCCUGUCUGCUAGCUGCCCAGGAUGCCUUCAUGUCCCCUCCUUGCCUAGUACGCAGUGGUGAUUGCCAGGGCAAAAAGGCUUCCUCUCUUGGUUUUCUCGUCACACUGACUCCAUGCUGUCCCCAUGCUGAGUCUGGAGCAGUGACUCCUCUGUCUGCAUGUGCAGAGAUGUGCAGGGGGGCUGUUGGUAUCCUUUUGUUGCUUCCCUUUGCCAUGGUAAGCAGGCCUUGUGUACAUACCCACAAAUCACAAUUAUGUAGGCAGCUGCCUUUUAAAAUGCAGAUUUCUGGUUUUGAUAGGCUGUUUCGUGGUGCUGAUGAAUUUAGCCUCUCAUGGCUAUUACAGUGAGUGACAAGAAGGGCACCUGGGAGGUGAAGUUGCACUGUCCUCGUGUUAUAGAGUGGAAACUGAGGUACCAGAAUACUGUGGAACUUGCCCAAGGUUGCACAGGCAGUCUGUGGCAGAGUUGAAUACCAAAACCUAGGCGCAGAGUUGCAAGUCAAGCCCCACCUCCCUGCCCCCUCCCCAUCAUGAGAGUGCUUUUAAAUAAAGGGGGAAAGCCCACAAGAUUUUUUUUUAAACGAUGCAGUUGGGUUCUGCCCCGUUGCCUUCUGGAGGCUGAACCCAGAGGGUUGUAUUGUCAAACUUUUGUCAGCUGCAGUCAGAAAUGGGCUUCUCGGAUAAUCACGGUACUCGACUGCAGCGCUCAGCUGAAUACUGAACUUGGCAUAAAAUCCCAAGUUAGCAAUGCUGCGGGUCAGGGGGCCCGUCCAUUGCAUAACCCGCAAGACCAUUCGACUUUGUCGCCAUGCAUUUUUAUCUGUAGCGGAGACCAGCUCUGGAAUUCAUCUCCUGCAGCCUGUUCAAAUGACAAGCGAGCUCUUUUUCAAAUGGCGCGUGCAGCAAUGUGAGGUCUUGUGGGAGUUUUGUGAUUGUGCGCACAGUCCUGCUCGCUUUGCAUUUCGUUAACCCCCUCACGGCCUCAUUGCCAGGGCCUGAGAGUGCUGCUGUGAUAAUUGCAUGCUAAGUGGGUACAUAAACCGAUGCGUGUUUGUAUGCCCUUUUUGGAAAUGUAGACCAUAAAAUACCAGUGUUGAAAAUCCCUAAGCAGGACGUGAAGCCAACUGCUAUUUCCCAGUUUCUGCCUGCCCAGUUCUCCCUUCCUUUGCUCCGGUCGGUCAGGUUUGUUAAUACUGAGCUUUUCGUUCUGUGGGAGGGUGGGCAGCGAGGAGGUUCCAGCCUGCUGAGUUUUCUGGCCAAGUGUGAUGUGUGCUGAAAUGCAGGCCAACCUCAUUAUACCAAAAACUGGCUUUUAACAGGCCCAUCAGCAGGAACUGAUUUCUUUUCUUUUUAAUUAGGAUGAUGCUUCAGAUGGACUAACCUCAUUGUAGUGAACACUCUUCUAACAAGAUUUUCUCCCCAUCCCAUAACUAGCUCAGACCCUGCUAGUAGUGCAGUUGCUGCUGCCUGGUGCCCAGCACACCCAAGAAGCUGAGUAAUCCCUAGGUAGUUAGCGUGCCCAGAGUCCUAUGCUGGUGCAGGCCUUUGGCAAGCAGUGAGCUACCUGACUGAAAGAGCAGUGUAUGCCCUCUGACUUGCAUUGGAUGAUGCUCCUUCUAAGCUUCAUCGACAGCCAGCUGUGAUUCCUUUUCCUUGCCCCUUCCCCUGUGUCUGCUAGUGCCUGUUGGAUAAAGCUUGCAAGUGCCAUGGGGCACAGGCUGCUCACACGUGGCAAGGCGCAGACAGACCCUUUUUUCAUCCGCCUUCUGCCUGUGCAAAUCGGGCCCUUUCUUCUGCCUUGUUUGGCUGGGGAGGCUGCCAGACCCCCCUGGGCAGAAGUGCAUUGCCUCUUCCAAGGGUUCCCUCUCAUCAGCCCUUGGGAGCGGAGCAUGGCAGGCCAAUUUUUUGGGUGGGUGACAGCACACUGUGUCCCUGUUACCAUGGCACUGGCCUAGCACAGACCCUGGUUAGCGUCCCUGCUGGUUUUGGACUCUUGUCGGUCCUUGGAAUAGGCGGGAACUUCGUGGCUCUUGCAACCCCAGAGAUCCACUUGCUCUCCCCAGCCCAAGGGCAAGGUGCUCCUCCACUGCUACCGAAGCUACUGUGUGGGAUCACAGGUGUGGAGACCCGAGUUACCUGGCGAGCUGCUGUGACCCUGUCAGCACAAACAAGUACAAGUUGAGCUGUCCUUUGUGUUGCAUUGUAUGUCGCAUGGGUUAGUCCAGGAUUAAUCCUGCUCAGGCUGAAUGAUCACAAUGGGGCUUGGCAGUAAAGGCCAGUUUGUCUUCCUGAGGGCAUUUAGCAGUUGAGCCACAGUGAAGCUAAAUUGCCUCCCAAUUCCCAGUGAAGAACCAUGCCUGGACUGUUCUGUUUUCUUGCCCGCUGUUCCUAGCUGUCCUGUUCUCCAUAGCUCUAAUUCAGCAUCUCUUUCCUUAUCACCUCUGCAGUCCCUUUUUGUCACCUGUGUUUGCCUAGAUUUUUCAUAAUCCUCCAUGGCAUUGAUUUCCCUCCUGCAGCUGGGGACCCAACUCUAAGGCAGUAUCUAAUUGCAGGCUGUUCAAAGAGGAAGUGUCACCUCUCUGGCCUCUCAGGUGAUAACCUUCUGAGCGUGGCAGCAGGAGCGUGUUUACUUUUGGUUUUGUAACAGCAGCAGCUGCACAUAGGUUUCUGAUAAGCCUGUCUGAUAAGCCAGGGUUAAAGCAAAUAACUAGCAUGAUGGAGGGGCUGCUGGCUGUGGCAGGGAGGGCAGGGCAAAGAGAAAGGAUCUUUGGAAAUAAUGUUUCCACGCUCAGGAAAUAGCAGCCUGCUUAGCUUUUGCAUGCAGCCUGAAGCGAUAGAGGGGCAUUGGUAUUGCUGGUAGUGAGGGUGGCUUAUAGGUUGGUCAGAGCUGGAUGGCAAACUCAUUUCUCCUCUAUAAGCAGAGAUAAGGCCAUUGCUCAGAGUCACGGUUGCCUCAGCCCUAACUCAGGACAGCCAGAGUGUCCCAUGGUUCCCAAAUGGAUGUGCGUGUUCAGCCCCUGUCACUUCAAUAAAAUACCAAAAAUGAAACCAGAUAGGCAGUGUGGAGGGUGGGGGAAGCGCAGCCUUCCCCCCCCGUGAACAGGGAAUCGACAGCUGCAAUCAGCCUUGAACAGAAACAGAGGAGCCACAUGCAGCUCCCGCAGGCAAAAAAGACCCCAGUUGUCUCUGGAGCUUCAGGGGCCGCUCCUCUAUUUCCUGUUGGAUGCCACUUCUGCCUGCUGCCAGCCGGGCACGCGGUCUCCACCCUGCUCCCAUCCAAAGCAAGGUUCCUGAUAUAAUCUCUGUUGUCCUGAGCUCUCGGUACCUUUUGGCAUCACAAAGCCCAUCCCUCAGCAAGCAGUUGUGCCCAUUUGAGCAAUUGCAGAACAGCCUAUGAUGCAGUCCCCUCUAAUGACUGCAUCCCAUUCCUGCUACUAGUUUUUACCACAAGCCAGCAAGGAGAGAGACUUUGCAGCACACCAGCUGGCUGCAAGCGUAGAACAAGUCCAUGGUUUGGCUCUGGCAGAGCAAAAUACAGUCGCUGCCAAUGGACCUGGUUCAAAACCUCUGAAAAUCUCCCAGUGCAAAUGGGAUUUGAAUGCAGUGGUAUUUAAGGCCUCUCCCAGAUGACUCUUGCCUCCCAGCAGCUCCCUUCCUCCACCCCUAGAGUCCUGACAAACUUCCUUUUCGUCCUGUCUGUCUGCAGCACAAAGCCAAUGCAUGAAAAAGCAGCUUCCCUGAAGAGCUCCCAGCCCAUGCACAAUCGGGAGAAGCUGGAGGCGUCUCAUAAAGAGAAGAGCCUGGAUUCCCUGGAUGGCAGUCUGCAUCUGAAUGAAGGUCUGAAGGAUGAGGAAGUGAAGAAAUGCCACAGAGAAGUGAUCUCAACUAAAUGCAACUUGCAGUACCACAAGCUGUUCAAGGACAUUCCCACGGAGGAGAGCGUCCUGAAAGUCUGCUCCUGCGCACUUCAGAGAGACAUCCUCAUUCAGGGACGGCUCUACAUCUCCCCCAACUGGCUCUGCUUCUAUGCAAACCUCUUUGGGAAGGACAUCAAGGUGGUUAUCCCAGUGGUCUCGGUGCAGCUGAUAAAAAAGCACAAGACAGCCCGGUUGCUGCCCAAUGGCCUGGCUAUCACCACCAAUGCCAACAGAAAGUACAUCUUUGUGUCCCUGAUCUCCCGAGACAGCGUGUAUGACGUGCUGAAGAGAGUCUGCACCCACCUGCAGGUUUCCAGUAAGAAGAGUUUGAGUUUGAAAGAAUUUACAGAGGAGCCUGACUCUGUAUCUCUGGAGGUGAUUGUCCCAGAAGUGAAGUGGAGGAAGGUUUCCCCAGCGUCUCUCUCCCUGUCUCUCCCAAAUGCAGACUACCAGUGCAUCCACCGGACCUCCAUCAGUAGCGUCAGCACCAAGGAGAGCUCUUUUAACUCUGAGGAGCCCCUUGUGUCAGAAAGUGCAAUAAACACAGAAGAGGAACUGGAGGCAGAACCAAACUGUGUGGCAGAGCUAAGGCCAUCUGAUUAUCAACUCCUGAAAAUCUUCAUUGUGCUGUGACUGUCACCCCAGAGCUGUAGCUCAGGAUGGACAUUAGCAGGAAAAUAGCACUUUGUGUACAGAUCUCCAACACAGUCUGUUGGUGAACAUUGCUGCAAUAUUUAGAACACCCGAAUUAAGUCCUCAAUUCUUUUUUACUCUGUGUUGCAUCCGACCUGAAACAUCGCUGUUUACAAUGGAAGACCCCAGUAUCCUUCCUUUACUGGAAUGCUGUGGGAUCAUGCCACACCUGCAGUGCAAGGUGCCAUCUGUGGAGUCCAGCCAGCCUCCACUCACAGUAUUCAGACCAACUCCAAGAUGCUCCCAAGCAUUCAUGUUUCUGGGGGGUCUCAGGUGCAGCUCUGCUUGACUGAGGCUAAAGCAGUGUCUCUCAAAUGCAUUCUGAGCAAGUCCAAACUACAAGUCACUUGAUGGCUCAGGGUCCUGGUCACCUCCGCAAUAGGAAUCAGGACCAUGUACUUUUGUUUCUCCUACCAGCACAGACUCCUGUUUUGGGGUGGGAGGGAUGGGACAGACUGCUGCUAUCCUGCCGGCAGUGCCAGCAGAACACACAUGUGAAGAGGGACCCUAUGAGAGCCACUCGUUCUUCCAGGGGCCUUGGUUCUGGCCCAGAUGCAUUAUACCAGAAGCUGCAUCACCGUUUUGCACCGCCAUGUCGGGAGACACCAGCACCUUUGGGCUAACAUCACCUCCAGUUUCAGCAGCCAGUGGUUCAGCAGGCUCCUGUGAGCAACCUGACUUGCACAAUGCUGUUGGACCCCACUCAUAGGACCCAGUGCUCAAAUUGCCACCUCCUUUUAUGUUCAACUUUUUCUUUUCUUUGGAAGGAUAUUUGAGAAGCUCCCAUAAUGGAAGCUGACAGGGACAUGGAAGCUGGGUGUGUUCUGUUCUUCCCAAUACCUGCUUCCAUAUGAAGCAGUUGUCAUCAGGACCCAUCCCUUUUGCACCAUGGGGUUGCUGUAUUUCCUUCCUGUGCUGGACCAGCCUUGUGUGGUCCCAUGCAACACAAGGUAACCUCUCUGUGACUAGAAGCCGGUGUUACCGUCUGAGCAUUAACUCCAUUACUCCCGUUAUCAGAUGUCCAAUGUAGAGAAUGACAAUCAAACAAGAUGCCAGGCAGGGUUUACAGCACUCUUGGGCUGUUACCAACUGAAGUGAGGCUUGCCCAGGUGGCAGAUGAUUAACCAGGGAAAUUCUGGUGCAGUUUGUCUUACGGCACCAGUGUGCGUAGCCCAGAGACUGUUUGUGCAUUCCACUUCUCCUCCUUAACAUAUUACAGUCCGUACACCUAGGGGCCCCGGGCAGAAGAAGGAUGAAAAGGAGGGCAGGCAGAGCAUAGAGCUAGCCCCUUCUCCUGCCCAGCCUCUGCAAAGGAAGUACUAUAUAUAGCACAACAGUGCUCUCUGCAGAACUGAGGCUGCAGGGCUUGACGGUGCAAAACUGGCAUGAAGGAGCAUGAGUCA